AAUGAUUUAUUCCAUCCUCACUAUUGAUUAACGUCUCAAAUUUUUCUAAUUAAUCAUAGGUUGUCAAUUAUAUCCUAAUACAUCAAUUCUAUUCUCAGCAUCAAUCAACCAAAUAAUUUAACAAUUCUUUUACAAACGGUGACGAUGAAUGACAAGAGUUAGUUAGCUGCCAUUCAAAAGUCUUGUUUUAAUACAAAUCAAAAUUCUUGUACUUGGUGCACAAUCUAUUUCUAUAAAAUCAAAAAUCCUUCAAAAUUAUGAACACCAAUCCUCAAUAUUUUCAAGUUCUAACCCCCGUGGAUCAAAAAAUAUCUAUGCCCCAGAUGGUAGGGCAACAGAUUACCAACAUUUCUGUGCAACAAGAAACCACAUCACAAACUAGAUUAGACGAUCAAUCGGGGAUCUUUGAAUCAAGCAACAUAGAUAAUUCUCAUUCUCAACCCGUAUACAUUGAAUACCCUACUCAUAUCGUUUUAGAUAGUGGGAAUGGAUUCGAAACCGGCGCAGGACAGGAUACCGGGUUUAUGGAUACUGGAUACGACGAACCCGUCACGCCAGAACCGGAAAUGGACCCGGAGGAGUUGGAACGGAUCACUCCCGCCAUAUAUGCUCAUCCCCUUUUUCCGUUGCUCAAGUUGUUGAUGGAAAAAUGCGAGAUUGUCACGAACGGGGAAUGCGAAGAGGAUGCCGCAGGAAAUAUCACGGAUAAACCUAUAAAAACGGAGUAUUACAACUUGAGCCAAGGGGAGAUCAGUCGUGCCCUGAGAGAUUUCAAAGAUUUCAAGGAUUUUAAACGUAUCAAGCAGAAAAAGACACGCGAAGCGAGUCACAGUGACGAAGAAAAUUUUGAAGGUAAAUUGAUGGAAUCUAAGAACGUUGAAAAAAGGGAGGCAAGCGAAAUGGAAUCACAAAAAGAUAAUCACGAGGUAAACGAAGUGGAGAAAUUGGAAUGGAUGGAUGAGGAAAUUAUAGCUAUAACGAAUGACCCUGAGCUCGAUGAGAUGAUGAUAAAAUCCCUCCAAGUGCUUAGGAUCCAUCUGGUUGAACUGCAGAAAGUCGAAGAACUUUGCAAGGAGUUCAGCGCUAGGUACAUCUCAUGUCUCAAAAUCAAUAUCCAUUCCGAAUGCAUGGUGAUAGCUGAUUGCGAUGUCAUCAAUGGUGAUAUCGCAAUGAACGGCGGAAAUAUGAUGGGAUCUAAUAAUUUUAACGCAGCCUACGCCGCUUUCAAUACUUACCCUAACACCAACAACGAUUUCAUUCCUAUAAAUAUAAUGCCCGGAGAUGCAAAUCCCAUGGCUGAAAUGGUGCCCAUAGUACUCAACAAUAACGAAGACGAGCAACAAACUUCCCUAAACAAUCUAUCAUCUUGGUCCCCGCAGCAGCAUAACACCUCAUCCGAAGAGGACAAUACCGAUUAUCUUGACUCACUCGAGAUACAAAAGCCUUUUGAAUCACCGGUAAAAUCUGCCUCAUUGAAAAGUUCCAAAAAUCGUAUAAAGAGCAGCGUGUCAAAUGCUUCGGCAGAUUUAGAAGGGUUCUCCAAAGAGAAUACUGAAGUUAUAAGGGGAGAAAUGGACGACGGAGUGGAUAAGCUGACGACCACGGAGGAUAUCGAAGAAACUAAGGAGGAUAUGUCAGCUCUAAAAGAACAAAUUCAAAAUCAGCAAAUUUCUACAUCAAUGAUAACGACUGGUACUAUACCAAGCGGGUUGCAACAAUCUCAACCGAUGCAACAAAUACCAUCUAAUUCGAUAUUUAUACAGCCCCAACAAGCUAAUAUGCCUUUCGCCUUACCUACUCAGAUGCAGACGAUAUAUCAAAUGGUUCAGACCCCUAACGGAAUUAUAGCUCAACCUAUUCAGAUUCAAACCGCGCCUCAGAUCAUAAUGGCUACGGGCCUUCCCGGAAAUCCUCUUUCUUUUCUCCCUAACGCUUCUAAUACAAAUCAAUCGGGUCAACAACCAUUCAUGAUUUCCCCUUCCAUAAAUAGUCAAUUGAUAAAUCAAAACUCGAGCUUCAAAUCGUCUCCAAAUACCCCGCUAAUUAUGGGUCAGGUUCAAAGUAGUUCACCAGGGCAAGGACUUAUGCCUCCUAUGGUUCAAAUACAAUUGGCUGGUCAACAAAACCCUAGUUACGGAUUUAUAUCUAAUAACCAAGUAACCUCCAAUGGACAGGGCUUGAUUCAAACCAAUAAUGGCUUUUUCAAUUUCACCCCCAAUAAGAACAACACUUUCUACGACAAUUCUCAAAACUUAAGCCAAAAUAGUUCUACUCCCACGGGUAAGGACUCCUUCGAUGACAAGGAUGAUAACUUUUUCCCCGGCAGUGGGAAAAGGGGCGUAUUACCAAAACAAGCCACCGAUGUUAUGAGAAGUUGGCUGUUUCAACAUCUCAUGCAUCCAUAUCCUUCUGAAGAUGAAAAGAAGAUUAUAAUGAAUCAAACUAAUCUUAGUCUUAUUCAAGUCAAUAAUUGGUUUAUAAACGCUAGACGUCGUAUUCUUCAACCUAUGUUAGAUUGUGGCAAGAAUUCUGAUAUCAUUGGUCUCCCAAGUCCAACAUCCAAACCCAAAAAAUACAAGAGCAGUUAUGGAAACAGGUCCUGCACCCAAAAAUUUUGGCCUAGCAGUUUAGCCAAUCCCGUUUUCAUACCCAGGAAACAAAACGUGUUUUUGAGCUCUCAAUUAUCAUACAACAACGAACUCAUGAACGCUGCUAGCGGUCUUUUCGUUUCCACUCACAAUAUCACCACCAUUAAUAAUAGUUCAACUUCUACUGUAUCGAUAUCCACGGAAACUGUCGAAGAUCAAUCAAAUAUCAAUAAAAAUUCGCAGACCUUAAAUACUAUAUGACAUCUAAAUGUAAAUUAUAUAAACAACCAAUUUGAAACUUAUAGAGUAAAACAAUCCCAAUAUUCAAUUAGCUAUUCCUUUAUAUAUAUAUUAAAAAAUUAUAUAAAUCCUUAUAGUUCGAUAAAAAAAAUUUUAAA
Molecule: messenger RNA, 2986 nt
Organism: Gordionus sp. m RMFG-2023
Lineage: Eukaryota; Metazoa; Nematomorpha; Gordioida; Chordodea; Parachordodidae
Product: homeobox protein unc-62-like
Exons: 14
Coding region: 258-2849 (863 amino acids)
Biological process (GO): regulation of transcription by RNA polymerase II
Molecular function (GO): RNA polymerase II cis-regulatory region sequence-specific DNA binding
Source: RefSeq, a predicted model, not a curated record